AUGGACGUAGCAACCAUGAAAGCGGAUAAUGCCAGUCUACGCAAGAUUCAAUCGAAAUUAGUGCAGUGGGAAAUAAAAGAAAAUCCUCUCGCUCCACUCAGUACUACGCAAUUGGAUUUCAUCAAUCGUCUCACGGAUCUAGCGAAUGGCAAUGUGGCACUCUCCAGCGGGGGUACUGGUCCAUGCAUUGAAAAAGAAUGUGAAACAAACGAUGAACUCCCAGCAUCUUUGGAGCGAUUUAAACAAUCGCCUUGCGUCAUUGAUUCGACUCAAAAUUUCCUUUCCUGGUAUAAUUCUAUCGAUGCCGAAAUUCUGGAACACUUCGAUGACGUUUAUCUCGAGUACUACGAACAACUGCGUUCACGUGCCGGCGAGUGUGACCAAAUGCUGCAAGAAAUCGACGUAUCGCUUGAUUCACUGCACAAACUAAGAGAAGAAUUCAAUUUUGUGUCGGAAAAAACGUCUUCACUGCAUCAAGCGAGUGAAAGUUUGCUACAAGAUCAGACGCGACUAAGUGAAACAGGAGAAGAGAUAAGAAAACGCUUAAAGUACUUCACGCAAGCGGAGAGCAUUUCUCAGCGGCUGCACAAUCCGACGUUUUCCGUGUCAAACGAUACUUUCGUCGACAUGCUCAACACGAUAGACGAUUGUCUCGAAUACAUGAGAGUUAAUCCGUCGUUUAGCGAGGCAUCGGUUUACAGCAUAAAGUAUCGUUCCUGCCUGGCAAAGGCAACGCAAAUGAUGAAGACAUAUGUUGUGGGAAUACUUUCCAACGCUACCGCACAGGUUCUCACACCAAAAGGAUCCGGCGUUCCGCGAUCUUUGGAGACGCUCGACCAACAAAAAGUCGGUGAUCGCACGGCAGAGACAGCAUUUGCCCUUUUUUAUGGAAAAUUUCAAGCAUCCGCUCCACGCGUUAAUCGUAUUUCUUCCACGAUCGAGGAUCGGCUUGAUCGUAGUCCAGAUUACGAACUAUUGUUGGGCGAGUUGCAUCAAAACUAUCUAACCCAGCGAGCAGCGAUCAUGAGUUCAGGCGUCGAUCAAGCGAUUAAAGAUUUGGCAAAAAAGCACAAAGGCGAUCAUUGUGCGCUGGUUCGAUCCGCCUGCUCUUUUAUGGUUCACAUCUGUCAAGACGAGCAUCGGUUGUUUUACCAGUUUUUCGCCAAACCCAGCGUUCAGCUAAUUGUUUACAUGGAAGGAUUGUGCACCAUUCUUUACGAUACAUUGCGGCCCUACAUAAUUCGCAUUGAUCAUUUGGAAACACUAGCAGAAAUCUGUAGCAUAUUAAAGGUCGAAAUGCUUGAUGAGCACGUCACGUAUAGCCCGGACGCACUUGAGGCUUUCGCAAAAAUCGUAUACCAAUUGCUGCAGGAUGUGCAAGAGCGGAUCGGUUUCCGAGCGCAAAACUACCUGGAGUCGGACAUUCGAAACUAUCGUCCCUCGGCCGGCGAUCUUGCCUAUCCGGAGAAGUUGGAAAUGAUGGAAAGUAUUGCGCUAUCGUUGCAGGAGAACACGCACCACACACAUCAGCUUUUAAGACGGGUGGAUUCGCGUAGUUCGAUUAUGUCCGGCGUGUCAGUUGGUUCGCUUGAUACGACGCCACCUUCAGCCAUCGAACAAGCGCUGAAGGUGCGCUCAAGCAACUCCCCGGCUGAUAUGCAUGGCAUGUGGUAUCCGACCGUACGACGCACGCUGGUAUGCCUGUCGCGGUUGUACCGAUGCAUCGAUAAGUCCAUCUUCCAGAGCCUCUCGCAACAAGCGCUGGCCCACUGCAUUUACAGCGUUUCAUCGGCCGCCGCUCAGAUCGCCCAAAAUCGCACGAGCAUCGAUGGUGAGCUGUUUGAGAUAAAACAUCUGUUGAUUCUGCGCGAACAGAUUGCACCGUUUCGUGUAGACUUCACCGCAAAGGAAACGAGCCUCGACUUCAGCAAGGUGCGCACUGCCGCAUACGAGCUGCUGCAAAAACGAAAGCAGCUCUUUUCUCUCGGUUCCAACAAUGCGCUGUUGGAAUUUCUACUCGACGGCACGCCUCAAGUUCGCGAGCAGCUGCUUGAUUCGCGAAAGGACGUUGACCGACAACUAAAAAUGAUCUGCGAAACGUUUAUACGGGAUGCGAGCAAACAGCUCGUUGGACCCGUACUAAUGUUCAUUGAAGCGGCACAGAAUCACCUGCGCAAUCACUCCGAAGGAUCGAAAGCAUCAACAGGGGGAGCGGUAGCAGGGACUACCACUUCACCAGAGGGAGGACAAUCCUCGGGGAUGGCCUUACGAAUGGCGCCUUUUGCUGCACCACAACAGAUCAGUUCUAUUAUCCAGGAGUGCCUGAGAAAUAUUAAAUCUAAGCUGGCUGGACUACAGCGAUCAAUGCAGCUGUACUUAGCUAAUAAGGAUACGGAAUUCAUUCUUUUUCGACCAAUUCGGAACAACAUCAUUGGAGCAUUCGUCAAGUUGGAGCAGAUUCUGAUGCUGAACGCCUACACGAAGGACGAUCUGACGAUAGUGAGUUGUCCAUCUGCCGAACAGAUUUCCGUGCUCCUAUCUAGCGUCAACCUUGCUAGCGGUGGAAAUAGUGAAUCGAUUGUCCCUUCGUUUGGCAAUGCAGAUGUUCGGAGAAAAAUCAGCACCUCCUCGUCGAUCGGCAACAGUGAUGCAGCACAACCGUUAAAAGCACCGAUCGAAAAAAAGGUCAGCUUUGACAGUGGCGCCAAUACGGUGGUGGAGAUAGAACGCCUGGAGCAGAGUGAAGUAGAGCUGGAUCAAAAGGUGAGUUUAGAAAAUCAGGAAGCAAGGACAACUGAAAACGCCCCUACUGAGUAACUAUCACCACAACGGGGACAAACUAUUAUAUUCCAUAUGGUUAAAACCUGCAGCAUUAUUUCGUUAUUGCCACACUUAUAUUAACAUAUACUAUUACGAAACAAUUAUAAAUUCAGUUUUUUACAAAUGCUUCUACUGUAUUCGUACGAAUUAUUUAUAUAACAAAAUAAUAGGCUCCAGCAAAUGUAAUAAUCCUGCGUCUGUUAAGUGUAUGUUAACGUUAUUCUUACCAGUUCCAAUAUUACAGGCCGUCGUAGCACUAUGUUUUUAGUUAUUCUCAUAGAAGAUAAUUUCCGUUGAUAGUUUUAGAUGAAAUA
This is a messenger RNA of Anopheles nili, 3134 nucleotides long. RefSeq names its product conserved oligomeric Golgi complex subunit 3 (gene Cog3). The coding region runs from base 1 to 2817 and encodes 938 amino acids. Gene Ontology annotation, biological process: intracellular protein transport; Golgi organization; intra-Golgi vesicle-mediated transport. The transcript has 7 exons. The record is from RefSeq and is a predicted model, not a curated record. Lineage: Eukaryota; Metazoa; Arthropoda; Insecta; Diptera; Culicidae. Gene Ontology annotation, cellular component: COG complex; membrane; cis-Golgi network.